Molecule: messenger RNA, 594 nt
Organism: Arabis nemorensis
Lineage: Eukaryota; Viridiplantae; Streptophyta; Magnoliopsida; Brassicales; Brassicaceae
Source: the annotation of a GenBank genome assembly
AUGAAGAUUUAUAGUUCAUAUACGAGUAACACACAAAAUCUCUAUCUCCCUCACUUUUUCACAAUUGAUUUGCACUUACUCUGCACUAGACUCAACAUCAUAGUAGAUUGGAUCAGCCAAUUACCAGAUGAAACUCUCUCUAACAUUUUGCGCUUCGUUCCAAUUAAAGAGUGUGUUUCAACUUCCGCCCUCUCAAAGAGGUGGAAGCACUUGUAUAGGAGUGUGCUGGUGAUCGAUGUUGUAUGGGAGAAUAGCAUGGUUCCCGAGGUUAAAAGGGAAUACUAUGUGGACCACUUUAACCGUUGUCGUGAAUAUCUGAACAAUUUCAAUAGCUUUGUGGAAAACAUGAUCGACCUUCCAAGGACCAUAAAUAAGUUUUGGUUCCGAUCUGAUAUUUAUCCUAGUGAAAGUCGCUUGAACCGGUGGAUGUUUAGGGCUAGUCAACCUGGCAGGCUUCGUGCCUUGUGUUUGCCCAUCCCCGGGGGUGAUGGCUGGCAAUCACGUCAUACUUUGGUAUUGUCUUUGGGACUGCGCAGUGUCUUGAAGCUGGAUCUUGGAAGAAACUUCGUCAUACAAUUGUAUGGUUUUGUAUAA